CACCGCACGCAUCGCGUGCACAAAAGACUAGUUUGCAUAUAAUACGAGUUAAGAAAUGGGAAUUUCCCCACCCCCAUAGAAUAAAAAGAGCGUGAAAAUUAAGUGGGUAAAAGGAAAAAAAAAAAAAAAAAGGGGUCACAAGAAGGUGAAAAUCCCCCUCUUCGGCCAAAAAUUCUUCACUGCAAAAGCGAAAACCUUGGGAAAGUGUGUUGAUGAGCACCUGAGCAGAGAAAUUAGCGGGAUUUAGGAGGUUUAUUUUCGCAUUUUUGAACAUUCUCUCUAUUCAGGCUUUUAUAAUGCGUGAGAUUUCUCCAAUUUCUACUCAGAUAGUAAGUCCUGAAGCUGGGACAAUUAGUGCACAACCUGUUAUUGUCCGGGGAAGAGGAAAAAACAAGAAGUUCUGGAAUGUUAAGGAGGAAGCUACUCUGGUUGACGUCCUCUCUGAAUUGAACGGUUCCAGUUGGAAAACUGACAAUGGCUAUAAAAAUGGCUACUGUUAUUAUGUUGAACAACGAAUGGAAGAGAAGCUACCUGGAUGUGGCCUUAAAGCCGAUCCUCACAUCGAAUCAAAGAUUAAAACCUUAAAAAGGCACCUCGCUUAUAUACUAGCUAUCGAGGAAAAUGGUGACGGGUUUUGGUGGGAUGAUGAACAAACAAUGGUGGUUGGCAAUAAAGAAGCAUUUUUAUGUUGGGCCAAGAAUCAUGAGGGGGCAUCAUCUUUGUUCAUGAAGCCUUUCGUACACUACGACAAAUUAUGUGAAGUUUUUGGGAAAAGGAGGCCAAUGAGGAAAAGAGUUCGAGUAAUUGCAACUGUUGACCCUCCUGUGACUCACAUCAGAAACUCAGAGACACAAUCAAAUGUGAGGGAGGAGGCUACUUCCAUAACUCAAAGCACUAUGACCCUUCCAUCUGAACCUGGUAAUGAGAAAUCUAAGAGAUCUAGGGAUUUUGAUCCCUCGGAAGCAGAGUUUCUUGAAAUGUCCAAAACUAUUCGAAGUCUUGCUGAAGCUCAAAAGGACUUGACUUUGACCAUGGUAAACAUGAAAAAGGCUUCGACACACGACGUGGAAAUUAGUGAGCAGAGAAAGAAGUUAUUCAGUGUGUUGAUGAAACUUCCAGGACUCUCUCCAUUGGAAGUAGUUAGAGCUGCACGCUCUAUUGGUCAAGAUGAUCGAAAAGUCGAGGUUUUCUUCAGUAUGCCUGAUGACUACAAAGUCAUGUUUGCUCAUCUAGAAUUCGAGACUUCUGAAUAGUUCAUAUUAAGCUAUUCUUUUUCUCUAUUUUUAUCAAUUAUUUUAGUUUGGAAUAGACAUCUUAGGAAAGCUAAUGUUAUCCAUUUUCUUGUUGGGAUGUUAAUAUGUUAUGGUAUCAUUCAGCUUGGUGUAUAAAUUAGCAUGAUCUCAAGACAUCACCAGCCAAGGACAUUUUGGCUGAUAUUCUUUGGGUUUUUGUUUAACAUAAUUGGUUUGCAGUUGGUAAUUUGGUAUCUUAUGAAAAAAUCAUGUGUCGUUCGUCUGUCAAAUGGGAGUGACAUUUGUAAUAGAAUAGUUACGUUUUUAGAAAGAUUAGAAGAAAUUGCCAGCACGUUUUCAA
Beta vulgaris subsp. vulgaris (sugar beet) is the source of this 1593-nucleotide messenger RNA. RefSeq lists its product as hypothetical. Bases 297 to 1253 code for a protein of 318 amino acids. The record is from RefSeq and is a predicted model, not a curated record. The transcript is spliced from 3 exons. Lineage: Eukaryota; Viridiplantae; Streptophyta; Magnoliopsida; Caryophyllales; Amaranthaceae.